AACUGAGCUAAUAGGCCACUUGAUAACUUGUCUAAUCAUUAUCUAUUUUAAUAAUAAAUUCGAUGGCAAUUACUGAAUCAGAGCAACAAUGGAUGAGAAUGGUUCAGCAAAUCAAAUCCUCAACGAUUUCCGGCCAUGAAAGAAGACUACAAGAUUGAAGAGAAAAAACAAGCUGCUGCAGAUGUAUUGUUUCAAUAUUCAAAACUUGUGAUGACAUGUAUUGGUAAUCAAGUUCGACCUUGCGACUUGAGGUUGCAUUUAAUGAAGGAGAUGUCAGGACUGCCAACUUCUCUGAAGAGAGAAUUGCCCCAGACAGCUGCUUCACCUGAUGCAAUGGGUGAAUCAUCAAGCUCAGGUACAGCCAGACUUGAUAAAGCAGAGAGUUUUCGUGCAUUGUAGAUUGAGCUAGAGUAAUGGAGAAUUUUACAUUCAAGAGUCACUGGCAUACUGCUCAGACUAGUCAUUGUUUUCUUUCUAUCACUGACCUUUGGAUUUAUAAUUUCCUUGUGCUGUCAUGGGAAGAUAUUUUUAGUACGACAUGCCAAAAAUUUGCCUAUCCUUUUGAGUUUUAAGCAAUAUAAUGCAGGGAUGUCUGUACAGUUGCAUCUUA
Messenger RNA from Hevea brasiliensis (rubber tree), 610 nucleotides. RefSeq lists its product as uncharacterized. The coding region runs from base 136 to 399 and encodes 87 amino acids. The transcript has 3 exons. The record is from RefSeq and is a predicted model, not a curated record. NCBI's taxonomy places the organism in Eukaryota, Viridiplantae, Streptophyta, Magnoliopsida, Malpighiales, Euphorbiaceae.